This is a messenger RNA of Paramecium sonneborni, 1953 nucleotides long. Lineage: Eukaryota; Ciliophora; Oligohymenophorea; Peniculida; Parameciidae. The record is from the annotation of a GenBank genome assembly.
AUGAAACCAAGUCUAUAAGUAUACACAGAUGAAGAUGAAGUUGUAUAAGAUGAACCCUGGAAAGAAUAUAUCGUUUAAUUUAAAGAUAUAAAGCAAAAAGGUCAUCAUAAAACAGACUAAGAUUUAUAACACAUGACAAGACUUGAACAAAACUUAUUUAACAUUGGUAAAGGUCCUAAACCUCAUCCUGACAAGGUCUAGUACAUCAGUAAGGCCAAAAGUAGUAUACUUAAACUCAAAAGAGAUUUGCAUUUCUUUUUUGCAGAUGAACAUGAGUUAAAUCUCUAGUGUAUUACUAUUCUGUUGCUUCAAAUAUUAGAAGAUUAUCCAUAUUUAUUCAAUGAUUGUUAAUAAUAGAUCCUUGAAAUGCUUACCUGCCUCACUUUAAAGGAUUAUACUUAAGUACUUCUAAUUAAUUCGAUAGCUUUGAAGGAAUACAUUAAAAAAUUAACGAAAGAAAUAUUUUUAGAUUCGACACAAUAUAAUCCAACUUGUGAAAUUCUCUUUCUAUUAAUUGUAAUGAUGAUCGCCCAUUUAGAUUUUAUCAAAAAUCCAGAAUUAGAAUUGGUUUAAUUAAUUGUCAAAUGCUUUUAACAUUAUCAGGAUUAAAGGGAUAAAACUUUAAGAGAAAGAGAACUCUUUGAACAAAGAAAAAAGUUUGAAAAAAAAAUAGUAAAAAAAUAAGGUAUCGAAGAAUUGGAAUUACCUCCUGAACUGAAAUACUUGCAAGUUCCGCAAGAAACCUGUCGAAUAUUAAAAUUAGGUUUGUCACUUAUUCCAAGUAACAUUUGUUAGAUGCCUUCCUCUUAUAAAUAUUAAUAAUCUGAAGAAAUAAUGAAAGAAACAUCCUUAAAUGUUUUUUUUUGCACAUUAAGCUUUAAGAUUAAAUAAACUCUUGUAUAAAUAAUAAAAGAAAAUAAAAGGGAUUUCGAUGUAGUAUAAAUGUUAGUAGAUAUGGCAGGAAUGCCAGAGUGUUUUACAUAGCAAAGAGAAGCAUUGAGAACAGUUAAUAUGUUCUUAGAGGGAUUUGAUGAUACAUUAUUGUGGAUUAAAUUUGAUUCUACAAAUCUGUUUGAUAAUAGUAAUUUGAACAAUGUAUUAACAUAUGGAGAUCCAACCAAAUUAACAAUAGAUUAAGGAUUGUUUUAUGAUGGUUGUGGUUGUUUUUUUGAUAAAAACUAAGUUCUAUAAUUAGAAGAACCAUUAAAAAUUAAUAAAAAAUAAAUAGCAGUAUCAUUUUGGAUGGUUAUGUUUAAUCCAGAAACCAGUAAGACAAGAGGCGCUUAGAACAACUAUUAGAUACGUACUUUAUUGGGCUCUAGUGAUGGAAUUACUUCUUUAAUUAUUUCAGAUUGUUAUUCAUAAUUGUUAGGAAUUACAAAUAUUAGUCAAGAUGGAUAUGGUUACAAAUUCUUUGAGCCAAAGAAUUCAGAAAAAAACUUUUCAGGUUGGAAUCAUGUUGUAGUCAUAUUUGAUAAUGAAUAAGAAUCCGCUUAUCUCUAUUUAAAUGGGUAUUAUGAAAGCUAAUUAAAUAAAGUGAAUACAUUAUUUGAUAUCUAAUUUAUUGGAAAUAGUGGUAAUCUUGAUUAGCCUAUCGGAUAUAUAUGUGAUUUAAGAAUAUAUCCUAAGAUCUUAAAUGAUUAGGAAAUCAAAAGUUUAUCAUCCUAUGAUAAAAAACAAGUGUUGCUUAAUAAUAAAAAUGAUUUAGUUGAUUAAAUUUUAAGUAACAAAAUUAUUUUGGAUUUGAAAAGAUUAUUAGGAUUGUUCACUAGUAAAAAUACUGAAGCAUUGAUAUAAACACUUCAAAUACUUUCAAAAUUAUGCUAAGCCACUACCAUUUUUAGAUUAGAAUGUGUUAAAUGUGGAAUCUUUGAUAUAGCUAUGCAAUUCUUACCAUCCCCAAAUUAGUAAUUAUCAUAUUAUGCUGGACUUUUAAUUAAUAAUAUGAAAUGA